Molecule: messenger RNA, 1408 nt
Organism: Oncorhynchus kisutch (coho salmon)
Lineage: Eukaryota; Metazoa; Chordata; Actinopteri; Salmoniformes; Salmonidae
Product: SITS-binding protein-like
Exons: 3
Coding region: 447-1253 (268 amino acids)
Source: RefSeq, a predicted model, not a curated record
AACCGCCUGGCGUUACGUCAGACCCGGGCAAAAACCGCAGGGCAAGCAAGUCGGAGUCUGAGGAGCUAGGCAUUGCUGCCAAACCAGGGUUAAGGCUGCUCACUCACAGCUCAGCGUUCAAUGUCAUUAAAAAGGAACACUUUUAAACCGCGGCAGCAUGUGGUAAGUCAAUUUUUCUCUGAUUCGUUUUUCCAGCCGUUGGGAUUUUUUUUUUAUACCGUUUUCACUCACAUGACACUUUGACCAGUUGUCUCUGGCUGGCAUAAUUGCGCAAAAACUGCGGUAACACCGCGUUUUGGAGAUUGUUCAAAAGUAGACUAACAAACGUUCAGCCACUUUGAAACCAACAUGACAUGAUGAUGAGGCACCCAAGCUUUUCAACAACCACUUGCAGAGAUUUUUUCUUCAUUUUUUAAAUUUGAUUAUUGAUCAUUUCAAAAACAAACAUGCCUCAUGCUCGAAAUAGGAACCCUAGCCCCAUCCCUGAGGUAACAUGGGAUACGGGAUUGAAGGAGAUGAACGAAACUUGGAAGGGAGCUAUUGCCUGUCUCGGGGUGGCAGUCUUUUUCGUCAUGACCAUUGGGAUCAUAUACUGGCAAGUGGUGGAUCAGCCUAACAAGAACUGGAUCCUAAAGGGGAGUUAUAGCGGGCUUAUCUGGGAGAGACGGACUCACUCUCUGGUCAUACAGACACUGACAGAAGACAAGACCUACGUGGAGAUUGACGUGGGCAACGUGGGGAACCCCGAUAUUGAAGUGCCGUUUGUCAGGAACCUGUGCUGGCUCAAUAAGACGGAGUUCUGCUACACAUGGGAUUCGGUGGCGGACGUUAAAAUCUCUUUGGAGGUGAAUGAGGCGACGGAGACGGAGUGUUAUAGCAUGACAUGGUCGCCGGUGCACUGUCAUGUGGAGCUGAAGGACUGCUUCUCCAUGGCUAACAUGUCGUGGUACGGUGGCGCCAGCGUCCAGAACCAGAGCUGGCCAAUCAACGAGCAGAAUGUCACCAUGCAGCCGUUCACUGUUAGCAACCUCAGGGACAACCCGUCUGGCUUUGGCUCAGUCCUCGAACGCUACUUCCUGGGCUCGUCAGCUAACUUUUAUCAAGACACCAAUGUCAACUGGAUUCCCCCUGUGAAGAUGAGGAAUUCUGCAGCAGCAUCAGUUUCUACUUUUACUACGUUGUCCUUUUCCAGAUAUGAAAGGAGACAUCCCUCAAUUAUACGAGAUGGUUGUUAUAUGCUGUGCUUUGGUUAAUCUGAAUGAUUCUGUUGUGCAAUAUGAGUAGAGCACCUUCACCUUGUCUUCAUGACAAAAUAAGCCAUAUAAAUAGAUAAAAUGUCAUUUGGAACAACAUGUAAAAGACUUGUUAAUGAUAUUGUAAAUUCACUGUACUUUAAUAAUAGGCUAUA